CCAUUGAGUACCUCCUCAAUGCAACGCCAAGAAGGGUUUCCACAGGAAGAGCCCAAUCUAACGGUCCAAAUAGCUAUUAGCUGUUAUGCAGAGUGAGGCUAACUCCAACCAAGAGGUGAUGAUCACUGAGAAAGCAAAUGGGGGUGGUGGUGGUACUCCGGACAGUGAAAUCCUUCCUUCUGCAGUGGAGAAAGCGGUUAACGGGUCAACCCUCUCAGGGAAACUUUCUGGUUUAGACAUAACUGAGAGAGACGGCAUAGGUUGUUCUGAGUUUUCAGGACAACCCUAGAUAUCAGUCUGAAAAAGAGUACGAGGAGUGCCAGGAAGUUUGUGCCUCCAGCUGAAGAAAACAACACUGUUGAACUCGGUAUAGCCAAUAUGCCCGAUAAAGGGAUAGGUCAUCUUCCUUCUUACAGCUUCAACUUUAAGUGCGCCGAGAGGGCUCACAAAAGAAAAGAGUUCUACUUAAAGAUUAAAGAGAAAAACCAUGCGAAGGAAAUGGAGAGAGCGAUUAUGCUGGCCAAACUCAAGGAAGCUGAGGAAGCUGAAAUUAAGAUGCUUCGGAAGAGUCUAGUCAUUAAGGCAAAACCAAUGCCCAGUUUCUACUUUGAACACUCUCCAAUCCAGAUGGAGUUAAAGAAGGUCCCAGCAAGAAAGGCAAAAUCACCACAGGAGGGCCUACCUGACAGCACCAACCACAGUGUAACUCCAACCAGAUUCAUGGGAUCGUCCCCGCCUCAGUGCAAGAGGCCACUUGAAAGGUCUCUCCCAAGAUUCCCCUCCUGGAAGAACGAAUCAGUCGAUGCAUCAGGAAAUCCCGUGUCUCUUGUCAAACCCCUGCCCUGCCUGGGAACGGAGCAUGUGGCUGGUAAAACCACGCUUUGAGCCAAAGAAAUGCAGAAGAUGUUUCCAAACUACAAGAGUGCUCUGCAUUAAUCAGAGAAACGAGUGAGGGAAUAAGGUGCUUGGUCCUUAAAACUGUUUGUUGUUGCUUUGCACUAUCGUCAAAUUAUCGUAAUGUUUGUGCAUGGUCUAUUAUUUCUCGUUGAAACUGUGUAAUAAUAACUAGUGAGUCGCAGAUCUUGCUGUCUGCUUCUUGCUGAAGAAUGAUGUGAGUGACUUGGUAAACACAUGGCCGAAGAACAUAUACAAUUCUGCGGUUACCAUCUCUGUUUGCUGACUA
This is a messenger RNA of Eucalyptus grandis, 1183 nucleotides long. Its product is annotated as protein WVD2-like 5. NCBI's taxonomy places the organism in Eukaryota, Viridiplantae, Streptophyta, Magnoliopsida, Myrtales, Myrtaceae. Gene Ontology annotation, biological process: microtubule cytoskeleton organization. Gene Ontology annotation, molecular function: microtubule binding. Bases 379 to 885 code for a protein of 168 amino acids. The transcript has 6 exons. The record is from RefSeq and is a predicted model, not a curated record.